AUGCACUCAUUUAUUAGUGCCAGGUCUGCUUUGGCUGUUGCAUUUCUCGCCGUUGUAUUUCCUGUCGUCACACGUGCGAUCUCGUCUAUGAUAUACCUCAUCCUCCUUUCUCCUGUGAUCAUACUUUUUGUGGCACUCUCGUUUCAUAGGAACGCACUCACACAUGCAACUAAACCUCUUGCCUUCUCAACUCCCACAGCAUGGAUGGAAACUCCACAAUCAUUAUCACCUUUCGACCUUGACCUACCUGUUGUGUCGUCUACCCUCAUCAGCAUUGUGAUUCUCGUCGUACACGACUUCGUACUCACCUGGUACAAAGACAUAUCACCAUUCCUUUCCUUUCCUACGGCAGUUUAUUUGCGACUUCUGCAAACAGCCGCAACCGUUGACCUUUCUGCUCUCCUAGUGAAGCAAAUUUUUCCCAAAGUCACACUUCGUGUAGCCCUGAAACGUCAUCUCACGCAAUCCAAGGAGUUGGACAUAUUCAAACCAAAUCCUGCAGUGGAGAAUCUGUCUUCUACAUUUACGGAACAGAAUGAAGAAAUACAUCUUAGAACAAUUGCGGAGCGGAUGCUCUCGCAUGUUCUUCCAGAACAGGAGGCCCACAGUAAGGUCCUCAGAGUAGUUGUCCGAGAAAUCUUGGUAUGCAUGGUGCUGUAUCCGAUCAUGGAUAUGGUGAGCGAUCCUGAUUUCUGGAAUCGGAUGAUUGAGCAGGUGGCAGGUGCUGCAAUACACCAGCAGAAACUCAUAUCUCGAGUGAGAAACACUUUAGAAGCACAAUCACCCCACCAGCACAACCGCCUUCCUUCAACAAUUUCAACUGGUGACACCAUCACGGUAAGAACUGAUAUGCGACAGCUCGAGUCGUUCCUCCGGAGUAUCAAUCAUUGUUCAUCACUUCUGGAUGCUUGCCGCCCGAAGAAUGAUAUCAUGGGAGAAAUCUGGAGAAUGAGGUUACUUCUUGGUUAUGACGAGAAGACAGAAGACGUAGUAACUUUCCUCGACAGGCUUUAUACUUCCAAAAGGACUGUUGAACAACAAAUAGUAAUAUUGGGUAGCGAAGACUCGCCAGCUGCCUCGCCUGAGUCUGGUUUGCGGACCCAAGUCGCUCUACAUGACAUUUUGAGCAACCUGGCAUCACUCUCCUACUUCAUGGAAUUUAUGGAUCGUCAGCACCACUCGCUCCUGGUUCGCUCCUUGACGCUCAAAGAGGACAUUUCGAUGAUUAAGGAUCUUGAAUUCCUCAUCACACCACCCCAUCCUGCCUUAUCAUCCAUCUCUAAAAAGCACAUCGAUAUCAUAUACUCUCAUGCACAAAUUGAGAUUUCUCAGGGACCUUUGGAGGACAAGAAAAGACAGGUUCAACAGGCGAUGGAACAGGACUUUGAGGACCUUCAGAGAUCCGAACUGUGGUUCCGAAUAGCCAAGGAUUUCAAUCAAGCCAAUGCUAAAUUAUUGGAGCCCCCCACAGGUCGUAUCCUGGUACAUUCGAUGUCAUCACUGAUGCUGCUGGCAUCACGUCCUCUUGGCAUUGGAUCUGUCCACAUUUUCUGCUCAGAAUCUUCCCCUUCUUUGAGCUCUGUGGUUCAGUGCAUAGAAAACCCACUGACGACCAGGACAGAGGCGGGAAUCACCACCUCAGCGCGACUUCACUCAACAAGGGCAAUUUCAGUGAUGAAGAAGAUAUGA
Suillus subalutaceus is the source of this 1689-nucleotide messenger RNA. Its product is annotated as PXA domain-containing protein. The coding region runs from base 1 to 1689 and encodes 562 amino acids. The record is from RefSeq and is a predicted model, not a curated record. The transcript has 14 exons. Gene Ontology annotation, cellular component: intracellular membrane-bounded organelle. NCBI's taxonomy places the organism in Eukaryota, Fungi, Basidiomycota, Agaricomycetes, Boletales, Suillaceae. Gene Ontology annotation, molecular function: phosphatidylinositol binding.